AUCCUCCAUGGGCGCUUAUCAAUCGGGGAUUACUGGUUUGCAAUGAAUGCUGCAGUAUCCAUCGCAGUCUUGGCAGACACAUAUCUCAAAUUAGGUCUAUUAAUAACUCCACAUGGGCUGCUACUCAGUUAGCUGUAACACACUUGUUUUGCAGAUGGUGACAACUCUAGCUUACAGCAGUGUCAACAGUUUUUGGGAGCAUUCUUUAAGCGAUCCAAAAUCUAGUCGUAAAAAACCGCAGCCCAGAGAUCCUCUACAUCCCAACAAAGAAGACUUUAUUCGUGCUAAAUACCAACAGUUAAUGUUCGUUCUUAGAAGCUCUGAUGAUAUUGAAGAUCUAAAUCAGCAACUACAUUCAAGUGUUCGGACCAUGAAUUUGGAGACAAGUUUAAGGCUGUUAGCACAAGGAGCUAAUCCAAAUUAUUUUCACCAGGAAAAAGGAAGCCGACCUCUCCAUGUUGCAUCAAAAGCCGGUCAAGUUUAUCAAUGUGAAUUGUUGAUUGUUUAUGGUGCUGAUCCCACGGCAAUGGACAGUCAAGGAAAUACCCCAAUCAUGUGUGCCAGGAUGGCAGGUCACAGAGACCUAGCGGAUAGACUAACGGAAUGCGUUUACGAGGUAGUAGAUCGGUUAUCGUUUUUUCUCACUUCUCAAAAGCCAGACCAUAAACAAGGCCAACACUUUGUCUUCCCAGAUAUAUCUGACGGCAUCAUUGUCCCACCUGAGUUAACCAAAAAUGCCCGGCAGAAGUUGCAGCAAUUACCCAAUAAACAAUUUGAGGAUCUAGUCAUGGAUGUCUAUGAUGAAAUUGACAGGCGGGAAACGGAAGCCAUUUGGCUAUCUAGCCUUGUUUCUUUGGAACAUGAAAAACAAAAACAAGCUGCCUCGGUACCAUUCCUUCCUGUGAACCCAGAAUUAUCUACAAUGCGAAAUCAAGGACGGCAGAAACUAGCCCGCUUCAAUGGUCGGGAAUUCAUCUCACUGGUGAUUGACGUACUUCUGGAUGCAAAGCGAAGGCAGAGUCCUCGUGAAAACCUCUCUAUCAAACCUCUAAAACGAAAGCAAGAUUGGUCGGACGAUGAGCCUCUCUAUGACAGUGUCGCCUCAGAUGAGGAUUAUGUCACGGCUGAACAGCUAGCUGCAUUGAUUGCAGCUAAUGCACAGCCACCUAAGAGAACUGUCAGCAAUGGGACCAAUGACUCAAUUACAUUAGAAGAAAAUAAUAGUAGCAUUAUUGACAGCAGUAAUAGUUUGGAAAAUAGUAUUAACUCUAGCAACAACCAUGCACCUGUCUCCACGCAAAUGACUCAAACCUCAAAUUAUUGUUUGGAGUUGGAGGGUGAGCUAAAAACAAGGCUCACGACAUCAGAAUUGAAAAUUUCUGAACUUCUCAAUGAAGUUCGGAGACUACGAGAUAUGAUGGAAAACGUUACUCGAGAAAAUGUGGAAUUGAGAAAUGCAAUCAACCAGCACAACUUUAUGGAAGGCGUUCAUCAGCGGGUUGCUCGUGAUGAUGCCAAUCCACCUGUAGAACCUAAGUCUCCCAUUUAUUCCUCACCACCAUUUCAGCGUCCAGUCUCAAUGUAUGAGGCACAACUUUCAAAAAAUCAGUUGAUUGAAUCAAUGCCUCACUCCGAAGAAGUUGUGAGUAGAACAGACCAAGUUACCAAAAGAAUCCAAGAAUUAUGGCAAUCUGUGCAAGGUGCUGGACCAAACAUUUCAGCGGUGCCUUGCGCUGAACGUAUACGAAUUGCUGUCAACGAAUUGACAUCCAUUUUUCCAAUGAACCCAAGUGACGAGAUUGUCAAAGCAACUUUAAAAGACCUAAACACUAUCACAAUCAAGCUGCAGGCAGAAUGUGCAGCCUUAGAAAACAAUUCAGAGCGUAUCCGAUGUUGUGCAUUUAACAUGGCCAAGGCUACAAGGCAGCUUUUAACCCGAUUUCAAUGAUGGAAUGUUCACGUACCAUUAGUAGUUUUUAGUCUGUCAUUUAUGCCCUUGAAAACGCAGAGGGUCUUGUUCCAAUGAUCUGAGUGGAACAUUGUCUUAAAAGUGGCAAAAGAAUUGGAAAUGGAUUUGGUCUUUAUCAGAUACAGGGUUAUUCAAAAGUUA
Bemisia tabaci is the source of this 2110-nucleotide messenger RNA. The record is from RefSeq and is a predicted model, not a curated record. NCBI's taxonomy places the organism in Eukaryota, Metazoa, Arthropoda, Insecta, Hemiptera, Aleyrodidae.